Molecule: messenger RNA, 4815 nt
Organism: Neoarthrinium moseri
Lineage: Eukaryota; Fungi; Ascomycota; Sordariomycetes; Amphisphaeriales; Apiosporaceae
Exons: 5
Coding region: 1-4815 (1604 amino acids)
Source: RefSeq, a predicted model, not a curated record
AUGUCGACCGUUAUACUGAGCGUUGAAAUAACCACCCAAGAAAUUAAUGAAACCCGCAAACGUGGCGCACAACUAUGGGCGCGCGAUGAGACUUCUGGUUUCGUAGGGGACGAAACCUUCCAGCACCCCGAGUCUUGCAGCAACGCGACCCUGUUCCGCAGGACGAAUGGCCAACUCCUUAGUCGGAGUAGACCUCUUUCUGUUGACCCGGGCGUGGACUUCAUCAAUAUGUCCAACUAUCCGGGAGGUUCGAUUACAACCACCUUCGUUGUCGUUGGCGGUGUCUUGUACUGGGAUAAUAAUGCGUUUUAUAAUGGCACAGCUGGAUUCUGUGAGGGGACUAUGGGUGAGGUAUACGCAACGUUUACAGAAACUGGAGGACCGCCUAACUGUAUACCAGUAAAACUAGUCGUAUACACUGCGAAUCAAUGCCAAAAUGGCGAGAUUGUCGGCGUGGAAGGGGGAACGACGACUGAUGUACCACCCUCACCAAGCAACACGGAAACACUGGCGUCUGAGACCAGUCCCAGCCUCAGCGAUACCGAGCCCACCACUAGUGUGAUCACGGAACCUGUGUCUACGUUAUCUAGCAGUGACCUUGGAGAAACACCAUUAUCGAGCUCAACUGAGGUGGAUGAGUCUCAGGCCAGUUCUCCUCCAGGCUCACAAACCCCAUCGGAACUGCCAACUGCGUCUUCAACGGAAAGCACACUGGACAACGGGGAGAGUUUGUCCACCGCCACCGAGAGUGCCGGUUCAACUAAUCAUCCCUCUUCCACAGCAACACCAGAUUCGCCUCUUAUGUCAAGUGCAAACCAAGGUAGCCCCGAUCAGAGUACAGGAGGCACAGACACAGCCAUAAUCACGUCUUCUCUCACACCCGGUGACACAGAGACCGAACGUUUCAGUACUGGCCUGACCACCAUUGGCGCGCCCGCCACAUCGACUGAAGGCAGCGCUGAAGAAACCACUAAUGGCACUACCUCAAUUCAGACAGCCUCGUCAGUAAUAAUGAGCUCUACGGGUCUAACUACGAGCGAGCCGAUCGUCUCAAGUGAGGAUAUGUCAACGAUGAUUUCUGACUCUAGUGACAAGCCCGUGAUGUCCUCCUCGGAACCAGCCGCCUCAACCCAGUUUCUGACGUUCGAAGAGUCGUCUUUAGGGUCUUUCAUGAGCUCGAGUGAAGGAACGAUGACCACGACCGGAGUUGACCCGGUAAUCUCGGCCACUGGCACAACUGCCUCAAAUUUUGAUACCACCUCGAGUCCGACCGUCCAACAAAGAUCGAAUGACUCUUCCGAUGCUGCGACAAUGACAGUAUCUGAUACGCCAACGGUGUCCAUGGAGUUAUCUGACACGUUUUCAUCCACAGGUUUCCCAACAACUCCUGUGUUGCCAGAAACCUCAACCACAACACUUAGCAUAAGCCAAGAAGAACCUACAUCAUUGACCAGUGUUGCAUCUUCUUUGAGUCCCCCAAUCACGAGCCUAGAUCCUUUAUCAUCAAGCACCUCUGUCCUAUCCGAAUCCAGCAACUCUCUACUUACCAGUACCGGCGAAUCCACCGAGAAUUCGGAGUCUAUAUCGUCCAUGGAAACAGACCAAAAUUCUCCCAGCGCAGGAACGUCUAUGACAAACGAUCCGUUAUUAACUACCAUAGAGACAUCCAGCGAGCCAGACACCGUUUAUUCUUCAGGAGCGAGCAAUAUUCCAAGCGCCACAAAGACAUUAACCGAGGCCGAUACAACACAAGAAUUACCUAUUCCUAGCACGCAAACAUCUUUCCUUUCACCAACAUUUUCAGACAAUCAAACUCAGGAGUCGACUGCCAUCACUGAUUCUUCCACCGGAUCACUAAUUAGUUCCAACUCUGGCCAAUCGCUUAGCACACAGACUGUUGGAACUGGGACGCUGCUGAUCACCGAUGUCACCACUUCCUCCACCAAUGCAGAGGCCCCAUCAGGCUCUACUGCUGAAGACAUCUCAACAAAAGUCCCCGGCUUGACGACUUCUAUGGAUUCAGGUUCCACCAUGCCAAAUUCUGAUGUCAAAACUUCGGCCAGUCUAGAGACAUCUGCUGCAAGCAUUUCCACUAGCACUCUUGACCUCAGCUCCGUGGAUACAGCACUCUCGACUAAUACAUUCGAGACCUCGACAACGAUAGAGUUAUCGACAACUUCGUCUGAGGCUUUCGAGUCUUCUUCUCAAGGGAAAUCUUCCUCUGAAGAUUCGACAAUAUUUCCUUCUCCAACCACUGCAACUAUAAUAGUGACAAGCAACUCAGUUUCUAGCCCCAUAUCUAUAGUGGAAACUCCGGGUUUAGCAUCGUCUACAUCACCCUAUACCAGCGCAUCUGCCGUGCAAAGUAGCGGCCAAAGUUUUCCAUCAACAACAGAGACCGUAACUCCUGGUUCUCUGGUUGACACGACUACGUCGGACUCAGAAUUUAGCUCAAGGACCAUUAAUCAAGACAGCACUACAUUGACAUCUAGCGAUUUUCAAACUAGUCCAAGUAGCCCGAAUACCGCUGAAGCCACCCCUAGUUCUAUGGUUGGUACGACUACGUCAGACUCAGAAUCGACCUCAAGGAACACUAAGCAAGACAGCACUGCAUUCACAUCUAGCGCUUUUCAGAGUAGUUCAAGCAGCCCGGGUACAGCUGAAGAUACCACAACGAGCCCACCAGAGCCAGUAUCGUCGACGAGCAGCAGCACCGAACUACCGGUGUCAACAAGUUCAAGUAGCAGUAUUAGAACGUUGGAAAGCUCAGAGUCUUCGAGCUCAAGCGACAACGCGGUGCUGUCAGGGUCAGCAAGUUCAAGUAAUAUCGGUACAAGCGGACAGUCUGCCUCCAGGACUACAGAAGGGCCAGGGGUUUCUAGCUCCAGCCCGGAAGCAGUCAGUAGUUCCACCGAAACAAGCCUCUCCACAGGGUCUUCAGUAAGCAGUACAAACAACCCGGAUAGUCAAAGCAGUUCAAGUGGCACCAGUCACGUUUCAAGCUCAGUGGUUAUCUCUAGCAGCCUGGCUUCGUCACAGACAACAACUUCAAAUGCGAAUUCCGAAAGUUCGCAAUCUGGACUCUUCACCACCUCCAUUGCCUCGUCUACUUCGUUUGCCCCCGUCGUUUCGACGUCGAGCAGCAAUUCCUUGGGAGCGACCACUUCACUCAGCACAGCCGAGCCAACUUUUGACUCUGCCACUAGCACUUCGUCUGCCCUCGGUCUCAAGCCAGAGCCAGAUGGUUUCCACGUCAACGUUGUCGAGUACGAGUUCACUCCAAUCGAGCAGCACAUCCGGACCAACUGCCCAACCAUCCCCUACAAGCUCGAUUUCAAGCCAGAUCCAGACGGUUUCCACGUCGACGUUGUCGAGUACGAGCUCCAAUGCAAGCAUCGUCUCAAGCCAGACGGUGUCUACGUCAAGUAUGACUUCACUCCAGUCGAGCCCGUUUGGAUCAACUGUCCAACCCCCUACUACAAGCUCCGUCUCAAGCCAGAGCCAAAUAGUUUCCACGUUGACUUUAUCGAAUUCUACUUCACCCCAACCGAGCAGCACGUUCGGAUCAUCUGUUCAACCCUCCACUGUAAGCUCCGUCUCAAGCUAGACAGUUUCCACGUCAAGUAUGACUUCACUCCAAUCGAGCAGCACGUUUGGACCAACCGCCCAAUCCUCAACUGCAAGCUCCACUUCAAACCCAAGCCAGACGGUUUCCACCGCUUUGUCGAAUUCUACUUCACUCCAACCAAGCAGCACAAUAUCAAGAACCAGCUCGUCCACUACCGAGUCGUUUCCUCGUCGGUAAUUACAAGUGCCGUCUCAACAUCAACAGUGUCGCCUGUGUACACUACCGUAAGCACCCUUUACUCGGGAAACUCAACGACUACCACGACAGUACCGCCCAGUGGCACGGCAGCUGGGACCGUUAUCAUUCAGCGGCCGAGUUAUGUAACCACGACCCAGCCAUAUUCGGGAUCAGUAACUAUUACAAGCACACAGACAGCAAGCGGGGCAAAUCAAGGCACGGUUUACGUGCAAGCUCCUUUGGCUACGUUGAAUUGUGACCCGAACGGCUAUCUCAUUCAAACCACCACUCUCUAUAGAGUCAAUAUCACGACGGGAAACACCACAACGGUCAAGAGUGGAGUCGGUGAUGGCCGCGGCAUUCAAGCAAUAGGAUACAACGUGGCGGACAAUUUCAUAUACGGCUCCAUUGGAGUCACCCUCAAUGCCCCUGUUGACCUUAUACGCAUCGCGGCCGAUGGAAGCCACACAAUAGUCAACUCCCUGAAUAUCUCAAACACCUGGUACCCUAACUCGGGAGAUGUCGAUGAGAGCUCGCAAUACUGGGCCUCAUUUCAAGGAAGCUAUUGGCUCCAGCUCGACCUCAAGCCCGGCUCGCCUACCUUUAACAGGACGGUAAAUAGCGGCCAGAUGACGCCCCCUCAUCUCAUCCUGGACUGGGCAUACGUACCCGGCGCCGGCAACUACCUCUGGGCACUCGGAUAUGACUCGCCAGCCAUCAACAGUACCUUCCUGCAACGAUUUGAUAGAGCCAGCAAGAGCUGGACGGUGGUUGCCAACCUGGGAAACAUCGGAGGAAGCAACAGAAACGCAUUUGGUGCUGUCUACGCCUCGGACGACGGGUACCUCUACGGAUCUGAGAAUUUCAGCGGAGGCAUAUACCGCUUCAACAUCCCGCCGAACGGCACAGUCACGGCUGGUUUCAACGCCACAUACACGAAGAUUGCCAAUGGGCCAACCUCGUUGUCCAAUGACGGAGCCAGAUGUAUAAAAGCUGCCAAUAUUUCAUAG